Exophiala xenobiotica is the source of this 478-nucleotide messenger RNA. RefSeq lists its product as uncharacterized. The record is from RefSeq and is a predicted model, not a curated record. The transcript has a single exon. Lineage: Eukaryota; Fungi; Ascomycota; Eurotiomycetes; Chaetothyriales; Herpotrichiellaceae. Bases 129 to 464 code for a protein of 111 amino acids.
CUAUGGAAAGCCUGUCAGUUGGGACCGGAUUAAACGGUUCAACAGGAAAUCAAAGCUAAGAAGCACGCCAAUCAGGGCCACUUAUUGAGCAAAGGAUCCAGCUACGACUGCAUUUGGGCAGGCCCCAAAUGACCAUUUGGGCUGACGAGAGGAUUAUCCUUCUAACGAAGGCUUACCUGGAUUGGAAUGUUUCAGCAUGGAGUACUCUUGGCUUUGGGGUCAGAGACGGCGAAGCUGGAGUCGGUCAGGGACAACAUCUACCUCGCAUGUUCAAAAAAUGCUUCUACGACGCCAUCCCGCUUCUUUUGACCAAGCACACGCCGAGGCGUUCAAAGAAAUCAACUCUGCCUGUAGCCUUGCUACACAAUGCCUCCAAAGCUGCCCAUACUGGAUCUUCCUUCGCCUAUUACGUUUGCACACAUACCCACUAUGGACACAGUUUGCGGAUAUCCGAAGUCAUAUAAUACGGUUCCUGCAC